Molecule: messenger RNA, 1208 nt
Organism: Saccostrea cuccullata (small rock oyster)
Lineage: Eukaryota; Metazoa; Mollusca; Bivalvia; Ostreida; Ostreidae
Exons: 4
Coding region: 28-1185 (385 amino acids)
Source: RefSeq, a predicted model, not a curated record
AGCUAAAGUGUUUGUUUCAUUGUUGAUAUGAAAAAUCUGCUGAAACUAUCGGGUAUUUCUGUCCUAGUGUUCUUUAGCUACAUCCAUUGUACUUAUACAGAUGCACAAGAAAUAAGUGGAAAUUGCUCUGAAGGGUCUCAAACUUUGAACUGCUGUUAUAAUUUUUACUUGAUCGAAGAGCAAUGUAAACCUUGCAAUGACGGUUACUUCGGAGAUAAUUGCAGUGUUAAAUGUAAAUAUCCUGAAUACGGGAAAUCCUGUGGGCAAAGGUGUACCUGUCCAUCUGAACAAUGCAACCAUGUUUAUGGUUGUCAAGCAAGAGAUAUAACGACUCCCGGAUUUAACAAAAUAACAACGUCACAACAAAUUACAUCAACGUCUCAACAAAUUACAUCAACAUUUAUAAACUCCAAUGAGGAAACAUCAGAGACACAUAUGGUACAAGCUGAUACAGGACACGAGACAACUAUUAAGUCGGAAAUGGAUCGACAGUUAUCAACACAAACUGUUCGCAUAUCAGAAAAUGAUGUAAAAAAUAAUAAUUCUGUGAUAAUUAUCAUUGGCACUAUCAUUGCCUCGUUUUUAGCAAUUCUAACAGUUGUUCAGAUAUAUGGUAAAUGUAAACCGAAGGAGAAAAAACGAAUAUCAACUAACCAAAAUGAUCCCGAAACAUACGAGGAAAUAGAGGACGCCGCUAUUCUCUUAAGUAUCCGAAGUAAUCGUUACCAAGACUCCAGGAUGCAACAGACAAAAUAUGACGAAUUAAAGGAAACAACGAAAAACGAAUACUUAUUUAUAAAAUGUGAAACACAAGAUUUAACUAAUGAGGAAAAACACGAUGAACAUAUAUCAGACACUGCUAAUAUAUCUUCUGUAUCUCAAGAUCAGUUGAGUAAGUUAUCAAAGGACUCAGACUCUCCAGAGAGAGAUAAGGAGUCGUAUUUAGAGCCAGUGGUUAACCCCACACCUCAUCACUAUACAGACGUCCUGGAGAAUCCAUAUUUAGAUGUAAUACACAAUAAAGCUGAUGUUGAUAACAGUCCUUCUCAAGAUAAUGUAUUAUCAUUGCAGUAUGACGAUGUUCUACCAAACAGGACAGAAAAGUCUGUUAAAUAUGAUAAAAGCAAAAUGGUAGAGGAUAAUAUUUCAGCUGAAAAUUAUCUAGAUGUUAUUAAUAUGGUUUAAUUUGUUUAAAAAAAUAAAUGAAA